AUGCUUCUCUCAUCAGAUGUUGAUCAGCCAGAACAAGCAGAAGCUGCAAAUGAGGCCAGAAAUGUUGACGAUGGCAUGAACCCUUUGUCGGGAACCGAGGAAGAGGAUGAAAAUGAUGCUUUUAUUCGCGACAGGUUCACGCAAGUUCGAAGUGAGGUUUCUCGCAUUAAAGGGCUGCUCACCCGACCUCGCAGCGUCGUGGAGAAUCACGUUUCAGACCAGCUUCAAGAGGCAUCUACGAAUCCAGCCCUACGGGGUGGAGCCAGUGGUAGUGGAGCCUUUCAGACCAGCAAGAUGACGAGAGCGACAGCGAUAUGAAGCGAAAAAGUGUACUCAUCCUCACAAGAAAGUAGGCACUUUCUAAGUAGGAAGAAGCCUCUUUUCUUGAGUAUGAGUACACUUUUUCGUGUCAUAAAUGAUGCAGCGAGAGCGGCAAUUGGCGACUGCAUUGGAGAGUCGGGACUCCCUUGCUGCGAUCGAGGAGGCAUGCAACGACCUGCUAGAGGAAAAAUUACAAAGUCUAGCCGAGGACAUGCGGAUGGAAAUCAAUAGGCGCGACGCGAAACACGCAGAGGAAGUCACGCACCUGCUAGAAGUAGCGGAAAAACUGAAACAUGUCUACGAUGAGGUACUUAACUAGUUCUUGUACAAUGAAUCGGCUAUGAUGGAUCAUUUCUGUAGUUGUCGUUGAUAAAUGCUUACCAUAGGAGCCUUGUUCAGCCAGGAGAUCAAUUUGCAUUUGUAUGUAAGAAUAAAUUGAAAUUCCGAUUUCUGUUUUUACGUUGUACAACUUCUCCUAUCAGUAUGAUUAUCUUCCUCGACUUGAUCUCUCUCUGGCAACAUGAUCCUUGUCAAUAUUUUCAUCCCAACACCUCCAGGUCGACAACGAAUUACAGUUCCGUGAUGGCAUAGGCGAGGACUUUCUGCAGGCUAGACGUAGUCCCAUGCUUGAUAGCAUGCGACAAUUUGGCGAGAGACUUUUUUCCGAUUUAGCAGACUGCUUUUCUGAUGGUGUGGGUGUGCAUGGAGGAUCCAUGCUUCUAAGUUUGCAGGAGCGAGAAGAAGCCCUCCUCCUACAAGUUAGCGAUGUGCACGAUACCAUUACGUCACAGGUACUUAGCUAUAGAGCAUUCGUUAUAAGAUGGAUGAUGGAUGGGGAAGGGGGUCAAGUUGCAGGUGGCUCGAUCUAGAAGUGUGUCACAGUCUACCAGAUCCUGCUAACGAAAAAAAAAAAAAAGAGGUAGACCGAUCAAAAAGAAUAGAAGAUCAUAACCUAUGAUGUAGAAGUACUUUCAAUCACUGUUCUUACAUCUACUGACUUCUCUGGUAGUUAGUACUUAAAAAUGAUUAAAGAACAUCGCACUUCAUCCCAGAUUGAUAGCUUCCUAUCCGACGUGGAGCGUUCCGUGUCUGCCGCUUUUGAGAACCGGCUUAGAGAAUCCUUUGGGCCACACGCGCGAGGGAAGUUGGGACCCCAUCCCAUCCGAGACAACGCAGAGUACUCACGCCUUUCAGAUUAAGGCUCGAAUUAUAAGUAAUUCAUCGAUCAUCAGUAGCUUCACAGAACUUCUGAAGUAGGUGACUUAGUUACGUCUCUCAGUUCUUUCCUUGUUGGAUUCAGAGAAUGUGAGGCAAGGCUUAUAUACUCAGUAUAAGCUAAUCAAUGCAAGCUCCUCUUCUAAUCAGAGGAAGUCCGGCAACUCCACGACGAGCACUUAGAAUUGCAAGGCAUGGCUACAGAACUCGUGAGGCUAGAGGAGCGGGUGAUCGAGAGUGCUGCGAAGGUGGAACACGUUGCUGCCGGUGAAGGGUCUGGCUUUGCUACCACACUUAGGGCUACUUAACCUGUAAUUUAAUCUGAGAGACAGCUUUCUUGUCCUUGUUUGAAAGUGGUUAGUUAGUUUGAAAGGGGAAAAGACACGCAGAAGAACGAGAACAUAUCUAAUUUAGAAGGGUAUUUAUGGGUUAGGGCGACCUCUAAGACACCUACAGGUCCAGGCGGAUCAUCUUCUGCAGAUGGUAGAUACUCUUCGAGUGGUGCCGACGUGCAGCGUGAAGAGACUCUCGAAUUAAUCGAUGAGCUGCGAGAGCAAGUGACUGAGAGCUACGAGGUACUCUUCAACAAGUUACAAGACGUUCUAUGGCACGCACGAGGCCGACUCCUGCAUUUCGAGAAGCACGCAGGAGGACCUGCGCCACCUGUUUCUGGUUCCGAGAACAAGAUUAAGGGCACUAUGUUGAAGGUGCUUUUGUUAUUUACCGUUUGCUAUGGCUGCUUUGCUAAGGGGGACAGCCAUAACAAGCGGGGGAUAAGCGAAUAGGAAGAAGCUACCUCUAACAAGCGGAUCACCAGUGCAGAAGAGUUCUACCAGCAGCUCCAGGGCGAGCUGGUGCAAAUUUUUCACGCCAAAGACGAGCACCUCGAACUCAUCAAGGACAUGAAAAAGCUAGUCAUCGAAAAAUUUGCCGAGCGAGAGCGCGUGCCCUUGCCUUCUGCGGCAGCAAAGGAGACCCUUCUGCGUCAUUUGAACCGUGCACGCGGCAGACUGUACGGACAGAUGGACGAAUUCCAAUUCGAGUAUUUGGAACUGCAGAAGCACAUCGAGUCGCGGUACCGACAGCGCCAUCGCGACCUAAUCACGCACAUUUCGCAUCUGGAAAAAAAGUUAGAGCUACUCCACGCAAACCGUCCGCACAAGAUCCACUUCCAACGAUGCCUUGGGGAGAACUUUUUGCGGUACCCUUUCGAGACCCAGGCGACGUAUUUGGCUUUGCUUGCGCGAGUCACGGAGUUAGAAAUGCAUUUGCGACAUAUCGUCGAUAAGGUUAAGGCUCCUCAGAAGUUGUUUAAUUCAUUUGAUGUUCUACAAGUCUUGUUUUUUUGUAGUGCCAACAUGCUUAUCCGGAAGGGAAGUAGAGGAGCUGGCAUGUCCUCGCUUCACCUCACUGUGGUGCUUUUCGUCUUAAGAUCCUCGUGAGAAAAUGUAAAUGCAUGGAAGCAAAAAAUGAAAUUGAAGUAUAAAAUUUCUGAGCUCAACAUCUAAUGGGGGCUUUCCAGAGUUGGCAGAGGAUGAUCGAUACAGUGAAGACCUGCUUAUCGGGACGCUGAAAAAGAAGGAACUAGUCCGCGUGCUGCUGGAGCGCGUGCACGAACUGGAGGAUGAAGUGAACGAACGCCGUGACGCAAUGAGUCCAUUGAAGAAGAAGAAUAACAAUGUUGGUGUUAUGGAAGUGUUAGUGUUAAUGUAAGUGUUAGUGUAAGUGUAAGAGUAAGUAUUACUUAGCGUUAAUGUAAGUGUUAGUGUAAGAGUAAGUAUUACUUAGCGUUAAUGUAAGUGUUAGUGUUAAUGUAAGUGUUAGUGUUAGUGUUGUAGGGAAUUCAUCUCCAAAGUCUUCAUCUGGAAGAACAAGACAAGGGAAAAAAACGCACUCAGAAGAUGAUCAUCCCUGCUCAGAUGUACUAUACAAUGAUCCUGUAUACUAGAUACCUCUAAUACUGGUGCUGCUGGAAAGAUGAAGAAAGUGGAAGAUGGACCCGCGGAUGACUAUGUUGACGAUGAGGAUGAUCCUUUGCGGGAGCGACGGAAACUUGAGCAAAUGCGUCAUGAGAAUUUUGUGAUGGACGUGACUGAAAAGAUAGAAGAAAAAAUUCAGGAACUACGCAAAUCCAACUUUCUCAGAAAAGCCCGCACUGGAGAUGCCACAAAUCUUCACGUAAAGAAUGACGACGAUCUUCUGGAUGACAUCUCGGUAGCGGACACGGAGGACAGCUUGGCGCAGAUGAACAUCAUCCAGCGCAAAGCGGUCAGAAAAUUCGCCGAUGAAAUCGCGCAGAGAAAAGCAAUGGACAACCUGGGCAAGAACAGUACUCCUGACAAAACGUCCAAGGUCGGUUCAAAGAGGAAGAUGAAAUCUGAUGCUGCGACAGCAGCAUUCCAGAAGGAUAUCGAGGGUUUGCCACCCUUCUCAGCGGCAUGGGCGGAUCCUCAUAGUGUUUUAGACUGGAAGCUAGGUGGUCCGAAAGCAGAGGCAGAACAGAAGAAGAACAUCAACAUGAUGAAAGCUGGUGCUAUUGGAGCUGCAUCAAUCGACGACUACGACGAGAACGAUUAUAAUGCCGGCCCGAAUGGCCCUUCAUCUUCCAAGAUGUUGAAAAGUCGGAAGAGUGCAACUAGUGGACGAGGGAGGAAAGAAGGAUUAGACGAGUUUGCUACUUUAGGUGGCAGCUCUGUCGCAGCCCUUCUCGGUCUGGAUGAGGAAAAAAUGGGCACCGUACUAGGUGGAGACAGUCAGGCGACUGAAAAUGAAAUGCUAGCUUUUUAUGGAGGACAAGAUCUUCUAGAUGAGCAAGAGGACGACGAGAACGCUCUGAUGGAGCAGCAUCAGAUAGAUCCGCCUCUCAACAUGUCACUAAGUAAGAUACUUCUAGGUGGUGGCAAGAACGGCAAGAAGAAGGGGAUGAUGAUGGCAGCGGCAAGGAGGUCUACUUCAGGAGUACCAUCAUCCUUUGACGUGAAUCUUGGCAUCGACGAUUUCCCUAUUGCAGGAGAUGAUGAACUUGAUGAACUACGAGCAAAUAUUACAAGCCCGACUCGUUCCGUAGCGAGGGAACGAGAGCGGACGAGGGCACUGGCGGAAGAUGUUCUGCGAGAUUUUGAGGACGUGGAAGACAAGGAGUCUUUGGCGAGCCUUGACUUUAGCUCUCCGACUUCGCGACUACGGAACCUGGCGCCAGGUGCAACAGGGAAAGAUGCUACAGACUUUCUGGCUGCUCUGCGAGCAGCGCAAUUUGGGCGCGGGUCUCAGCAAACAGGAUCUCCAUCCCAACAGUCUCCAGAAGGCGGUCGUAGGAAAAGCAGCACGAAGAAGAUGAAAAGCAAGAAAAACAAAGAACAAGCAGCUUCUGGCUCUCCAGGCGACAGGAGCUCGACGUCAGCAUUAGGACCACCAGGUGCAACUACGGGUGCUUUUGCGUUUUACCCGGAUCCGCCUUCAACCGUAGUCUCUGCUAGAGGUGCUGAAGACGGCGUGACCUCUGCUUCUAGAAGUGAUGCCUUCGCUGAUGGAGAUUUUGGUUCCUCGUCUUCAUUUGCUUUCAACGCUUUUAAUCAUCGCAAGCCUAGCAUCUUGAAGACUUCAGGGGUGGAUGUCACACUCACAGGAGGUGGAGGACCACAGGUACCACAAGGUAAUGCAAACGAGGCAGCAGCUUCUGCGGGUCGUACUAUCACUGGGACAAGAAAGCUCCACUUUUACGGAGAAAGUGAUGUUGAAAAUGGUGCUAUCAAACUUCGAGAGGCAGGAACACUGUUUGGGGACACUGGUAUCCUCGAUGAUGAUGAGCCGGAGCGACAUUCUGCGAUACAGCGCAUGAUCUCGUCCGGGCGGAAAAAUCUAAAACAGGAUAAGGAGCAGAAAAAUAACAACAAUAGUACUCCCACUUCUAGGUCUAGUGUGAGUACUCGAAGCGCUCAACUUAUCCGCACAGUAUCAUCUCAAGGUACUACCCAUGAAUCCCGCAUGCUAGACGUGGUUCAACCUAAACUGAAGCAGGCGCAUGACAUCUUGCAAGUCAUAUGCGACUUGGCAGAGGCGGCAGAUGUUGAAGCUCUCAAUGCAGGACGUUUCUCGUCAAUGGAUGCGGACGGUACAACAUUAAGGCUGUACUUCUAGUUCAUAUUUGACUAGAUCCUUGAAGUUGAGUGGUUUUCUGGGGGAGUAUCACAGGGGAAGACUCCCGCCCCCCAUAUUUUUCAAGUAUGCAGGUGAAGAAAGAUGAAAUACGGAGAGCAGCUCUAACAACAAGAACAACUACACCAGAAUCGAUGAGCGUUCGUAUUCGGAUUUUGUGUCGUCAGCUGGGCGCUAUCCUAGACGUCUUCGAGGGAGGCUGGGGCGGCGUAGACCGCGACGUGAGUCGGACCUACCGUGCGGUCUCGGAAUUGUACAGUGCGUAUCAGCAGAAGCAUGGCGUGACGAAGCAACUCCUGAGGGCAGCUGUGACCGCCAUACAUCGUCGCAACACGGUUCACCGGUACUCGGAACUGAUGGACCUUGUUUUUGCACGUUGGUGCCAACGCACUCAGCGUAGAAGGGAAGCAAAGUUUCUGCGCGCGAGGAGCAUGUUUCUCCUGUCCAGGAUGCAAAAGCAGCUGUCUGCCGAAGUCUACUUCUCCAGCUGGCGCACUAUCGGUCUUCUUUGUAGCCAGACGUUCCAUCGGCUUCAUCGUAGACGCGAGCGCCAGCAGCGCGAGAAGCUAGCGGAUGGCCCACGCCUCUCCUCAGCGAGGAGACGGUCAGGUGCUUCAGCUAGUACAACUGCUCUAGGUGGAGGUGCUAGUCCAAGUACUAGAAGUAGCAACAAGCAGAAAGGGCUUCUUACCACUGCUCCUGAGGGUGAAAGCAACUACAACGACUACAACCCGGUCGAUCAAGGUGGCAUUAUCGAUGAGUACGUCCAGCGCCAUCUCCAUCAAGGGAAAGAUAAUAAAGGCAUGCAACAGUUUAGUCCGCAGACGAUAAAUCUGAACAAAAACAUCAAAGUAGACGACUUCUUCCUGGACGAAGAUGGCAACGAGGAGGAAGAGCACGCACAACUCGCGUUCUACUUCCCGCAGAUAAGUUUUGGUGUGCUCAGGUGUGAAGGACUCCAGAAUUACUAUCGUUCGGCCCUGUGCUUCCUGCAAUGGCAAGCGAUGUGGCAACAGGCUAAGUUUCGUCGUGGCCUGCAGGAUCUAGUGGAUUCCGGGCGUCUUGAGGCCGAGAGCUGGCGCACUUUAUGUCAGGAGGUGAUGCAGGACAGGGACACGCUACACCAAAAGUUCGCCCAUCUGCAGGACGUCGUGGCGGAUCGUGAGCAACUACAAAGCACUCAGCUCGCGAAAAUGCAGGAGAAAGUCCUAGAACUAGAGAACAAGAACCUCCAGGAGCAAGCAGUUGGUGGUGGUGGUGCUACAACGGGCACAUCUUCUACAGGAGCUGCUGGCACAUCUACAGGUAGAAAAUCUUCGUCACCAUCCAGCCCUUCAACAUCCUCUAAGAUGAUGUUGAAAUCUCCCACUGCCUCUCGUCCCUUUGCCUUCUCUCCACAUGCCAGAGAGAAGCCUCACCAUAAGGCUUCCCACAGGGAGCAACUGAACGACGCCUAUGCAGAGUAUAUCCGUCGUGAGCAGAAGCGUGAGCGACUAGCUGUCGUUAGCGGCGGAGCAGAUGGCACACUAGACAUAUUGCCGGAUGGCGAAGGACCGAUCGAAACUAUUGCAGAGGGAAAGUUAAGGGCCGCUCCCACAUUGCAUUCUGCACGAGGACUUGAGAAGUCCUUGACUAUUUAUCUUCAAGAAGAAAGUCAAACUCAAAGUCAAUGUCAAAAUUAUUAAUUUAUAUAAGUAGAUACAGCUACAGGGAGGACAAGCAUGUUCUUGAGUAGUGUGGAAGAAUGCAAAAAUGAUGGAACGACCUCUAAGUAAAGCCUUGCUCGAUCUCAUCCGAAAUCGCGAAAAACGGGCAGCCUCACUUGGAAGGGGUAGAUCACCUUCACGGAGGUCUUCAGCAUCCACGACUCGGAAGUCCUCUACCACUCAAGGUGCUCCUGGCGGAGGUGAACAAGAUGGUCCUUCACGAGGAUCUCUCGGCACUGCACGACGCAGUGGAGGUCCUCCACAAAAUCAUCUGCCGCGUGGAGAAGGCGAAGCCACGGGAGACAGCCCAGUGAUUCUGACGGGUGGUAGUGACCAGAGUCGCAGUCCCAGUCCUGGCGCAGCGUCAAAAAAGAGACGCUCGUCGGUCUCACCGGCAGGUACAAGCAGAUCACAAGUGUCACCAGGGGGCACCAGAAGAUCACUCUCACCGGGAGGCACAAAGAGGAAAUCGAGUCACGCCCAAAACGCGAAAAGUCCUUUAAAAUUAAGGCUCAAAACAAUUUAUUUCCAGCUGACAUUUUUUUCUGUUUCCCUCUUGGGAUUCUGAAGAAAUGAAUCCAAGAAAUGAAUUGUUUUGAGCUCUAAUAAAAGGAAGGAACUACAGUAGAAGUAGAAGCUCUUCGAUAGAUGAGAGACGCGGACGAGGACAAAGUGGUAAGAAAGGUACCUCCAAUAAUUAUGGAGCUGCAGGUGGAGGACCACGGCGGCUGGGGUCCUCACCCUCUCCAGGUCAUAGUCGGUCACCAGUCUCAGGACUGAGAAAGUCUGGAUCAGCUCCAUCCGUCGCGGGAUCAAAGCCGCUGAAGGACGCUGAUCUCAUGAAAUUAGCCCCAGAGCAGCUGGCAAACGCGGUGAGUGCCGCAAUCGUGACCGAGAACUUUGAUGAUGGUGCAGCGCUAAUGAUGCGAGAGUACGUGUUUCAAGUUUCGCGUGGCGCCCUCUCUCCUCAGGACCUUCCAGAAGAACUUCGCACGUCCUUGCAAAUCAAGUUCCCGUCUCUCUGGAAAAGGCUACAGGAAAGUCAUGGAACCGGCCUGGGUGGUGGAGGACCCGAGGGAGCAAGAAAGAGCGGCAAAGGCACAUCAACAAAAGGCGGAAAAAGUGGAGGUAGCCCUAGUACUAUAGUAAGAAGUAGUGGCAAUAAGCAUCAGAAAAAUCCUAAAUCGUUGUUUUCGAAGGAUCAGGAGGAGAACGACAUUCUGAAAAAUUUUGACGACGAGUUCGUGCCCUUCGACAAGACUUCACAAGCAGGCUUACGCGAACAAAUCGAGUUUCAUGCUGGUGGCGUUAGACGUCCCAUUGGUGGAGAGGGAGAAGCCGCACCGGACGCGAUCCCGGCUCCUCCCUUGCCAGUUCCAGCGCCCCCGAUGGCUGUGUCUCAGGUGCUGUCGAUUCGCGAAGCUGCGAUGGAUGAGAGCUUUGUUGAACGCCAUAGCUCGUCUCAUGAUGCAUCCUCAAGAACUAGGCAAGGAACUGUUGAUCGUGCGUCUUCUAGGAAAACUGGUGGCGCAACUCCUGGUAGUGCAACUAGUACAUCCAACAUUUCAAAACGACCUGUUCUCCACCAUCUUCAAGCUCAACAUGACACGCUUGCUCCGCGUAUAUCAAAAUCUAUAACUAGUGGUCCCGAGUCCGAGGUUCUGGUGCUGGCACAGCGGCAAAGCGGUGUUGUGUUAGAGAUUUUACGCUUCUGGCGAGGGAUCUUGCUUUACAGAGAACUGCGGAGAAUCUUUUUUAACCGCGUGACGGGGGGAGCAGACGAGCAGUUCUUCCGAAACAAGUCUCGUCCGCAGAUUCGAGCCGGCAUCUACGGCGUGCUAGAGCACGACUUGCUUGCCGAACCCGAGCCUCUACAAGAAAGCGCAGUCGGAUCAGACCGAAGACAUCAUGCGAGAGUAGAUUAAGGCUCAACUUUCAAUGGUCACCAUUUAGAUUGGAGUCACUGAGAUCGAAGAGGCGACCCCUUGAGAGAACAAGGGAAAUAAGCGAAGGGAAAAGGGGAAAACUACGGGGAGGGGGUCUCUUCCGUUCAGAGUCAUGAUGACCACUGACUGCUGCGCUUUAAGUAGAGCUCUUGCGCGGCACCUGCAUCUUUAUCGACUCAGUUUCAGGAGAGCGCGGAGUGAAAGUGGCGCAUCUAGCUGGAGGGAACGGGGAACUCUUUGUCCCAGACGUGCGCACAAGCGUGCAAGCACUAAGAGAGGCAGGGUUUUUGGACGUUGUAGGAAAGGAUUUUUACCGCGGCGGUCAGGUCGACUCCACUGGAGCGCGUGUCACUUCCAAGGGCAAGCCUAGAUCGACGAGUGUCCCUGAACGACUCGCUUAUUUGCGCAAAGUAAUCCUCGAUUACGGAUACGAAGGCUACGGUGGUUGCGCAUGCUGUCUAGCGGAGAAACAGGAACUAUCAGCCUCCCAAGAAGAGGAGGCACGAAGGAACAAGAAGAGCAGAAAAUCCUCGAAGAACGCUCUAUUCACCGAAAAAAGCGAUGAAAGCAGUGGGCCUAGUGAUAGUGAAGCAUUGAAUAAAGCGUUUGCGCCAGCAGAAGCGGCUGACGGGAGGCCUGGGGAGAGUAGACAGCAGGCUUUGGCGAAGAUCUUGAGGAAGCAGAGUGAAGGCCGUCGCCAUAAAAUGAGACAGAUCACCGCGGCCAGUGACAAUCGGCUAGAACGCUUUCUCUCACACGGCUGCACAGAGUUGUACGCCGCGCAAUUGUCGGCGGGCACUGUUCUGACAGCGGCAGCGGCGUUGACGGCAGAGAUUGGAGAGAACUUUCAGCAUCUGCAGAGCGAGUGGGGACAGAAAGCGUUUCCUCAUACGGCCACUGGGGCAGCAGGAACGAAAAUAAGACACAGUGUCGCCACUGUUGAACUCGGAACCGAGGAUGUGAAUACAACUGCCUCUGUCGCCGCGUCUUCGGACGGGAAACCUAAAACGGAAAGGCAGCUGCGCAAGCUGUUCAUCGAAAAGGGGUUGCAGGAUGGCAACUCGAGUGACAGUGAGGACUUUUUGCACAGUAUCCAAGAUUUGGUCAUUGUUUUGCGCUCAGCGAUCUACGCAUGCGACGUUGGUAAACCUGAGGUUUUCGUGGGCAACGGCGCCCUCCACCAGCAGCUCCAAGAUGCUCAUAAGCAACACCAAUCACAUCGAAAAUCGAUCCAGAAGAAAAUCGCCUCAACAUCGCGAACAAGUAAUACCUCCUCUAGUAAAGGCGCCGUUGUGAAUCUGGAUGCUAAAGAACCAGGUGCAGGCGAUCCCUUUCCGGAGGUUUUUCUGCUUUCCGAGGUUCUCAAUGGGAUGCCAGCUCAUGUGAAGCAUUGCGCGGUCAGAUACAUCGUGGAACAAGGGCUAAUCGAGGAGUACUGUCCUAUUAAGGCUUGGGAGUUGACCUUGACAUCUCUAAUAUAAGUACGCGUCUUUAUGUCCUCUUCUUCAAGUAGGUAGAAUAAAGCCACAGAUAUGCGAGCUACUAGAGGGGGGCCAACUCUCAACCUCUAAUCCUACGCUGGUCAAAGCCUACGGAUUCAUCACCCACUACAUGAGGAAAGCGGUGGACCUCGAAACCAUGCCCUUGAUACCCGCCAAGAUUAAGGCUCAUGAUCUAUUCGAAAACUCAAAAUAUACGAUUACGAGUUACUGUCUGGAAUAAUUAUACGAGUCCUUUACACUGACAACAUUGAUUCCUCUUCUUUCAGUAUCUCCCUUAUCUUCAGUAGUUACUCGCUUAUUUCAGUUUAUCGAAAACUUAGCUAGGUAGUAUUUCUUAUAAUAUUUUCCUCACGGGUGGACGGGUCGUUGGGGUAGUUCACUUUCCUCUCUUUUCUUCAUGUUCAUCUUCAUUUUCCAACUACUUAACUUGUUAGGAUAGAAGACAGUGACAGCUUUAACAAGAGAAGUUCUAGAGGUUCCGAUGCAGCGGAUCAGAACCAGGACGUUCUCCUAUCCAGACUAGGCGUCGUCUCCCACAUGCUGCGAGAUGUUCGAACCUACGCCAGAGGUAGCGCGAUCUUGCAACUUCCAGAUGGCAAAUUCGAAAUCGCACUGCCUACUACACCUGGAGCAGGAGGCGGAAAGGGUGCUGCAGGUAAAAAAGGGGCUAGUGCUGAAGGGGAAGCUGCACAAUUACGCCUAGCUCUUAUUCAUUUUCAUUUCUCUACUCAUCAUUUUCUUGGUUGUAGUUGUACCCGGUUGAUGUUCCCAAUUACAUGAAACAUCACAGCCAAGGAAAAAUCCACUACGGAUCGAUGUUGCUGGACCGAAAUGAUAUAAUGAAUCUUCCAAGCUCGCUCGUUCUAACUCUUCACGACCCUGAAAAAAUUCGACAUGAGGAGAGGAGAAAAGAGAAGAAGGUGAUGAUGCUAAGCGUCACAGCAACAACUACUCCUGGUGCGACUGCGGGUGCUUCUGGAGCAGAAGCCUCCAAAGGAGAAGGGUCAGGACGUCGUAGUAGUGCUUCGGGAGGAAAAGCAGGAGGAGGAGGUCGUGCUUCUAAAGCUGGUGGUGCUGCGGGACAAGCGGAACAGGCACAUCGUCUCCUACACACCGACCAUAGAGACUACGAAAGUGGUAGUGCUACUAGUAGCAGUAGUACGACUAAAAAUAUGGAGAAAAUAAGGAGUAGCAUAGCUGCUCCUGGAGGCGCACCUGCAAGACCAUUUUCUUCAGCGGCAGUCGGCGCCAGAAAGUCCAAACAUGAGCUCCCAACUACAGGGGCUUCGUCUCCUUGGAGGAAAAGAAGUAAACAAUCUCAAUCUCCACAACUCAAGGCAAGGGGAGAAGGAGAAGCAAGUCCACCUCAAGCACAUGUUGUACAUAAGAAGAGUCCACCUAAAGCACACGUUGUUCAUAAAAAGAGUGGAAUAAAACAUCAUCAUCAUAGUGCAGCAGCAGAUCAUGAACAUCAUCAUCAUCAUACUAGUGCAGCAGCAGAUCAUGAACAAGCAAGAAGAGGAUCUUCUCAACAUGAGAAGAUGGAUCUCUCACCCAAAGACGAUGGGGGAAUGACGGCAGAGUCCAGGAGGCUAAUUGCGCAAAUGCAGAUUAAUAUGAAGAAAAGGUUGAGCCAGCCAGGUGUCGGGAAUGAUAUUACGGGUGUAGGGAAUUCAUCAUCUCCAAAUGAGUCAUCUGAGAUAGAGAAAAAGACAAGAGGAAAGAGGGACCCAGAUGAUCCCUGAGAUGCAUUCCCGGCACCUCUAAUGAUAGCUUUGCGUUUCCACCGGGAUAGCCAGCCAGCGCCAGGUGUCGGGAAUGAUAGCUUUGCGUUUCCACCGGGAUAGACAUGGAGGAGCUCCUGCGACGUCGAUGGUCAGAACGGGUCAGCUUCUUAGAAUCAAAGUUGUUACAACUAGAUUCGUGCAGAAUUCGAAUUAUCAAUGAAAUUAAAAUUUUAGCGCGGUUUUACCGAGUUAGCAGUAUUUAUUGCAUUAAUUGUCUUGCAGUAUUCAUCCUUCGUUCGUUACUAGUUGUGACCUAGCUCGUCUAACGCAAUCUCAAAAAAGAACUGUCUAGAACUCAGACAUGGUAUUGCCGAAUGUCACUCAUAAUUUCACUCCUAUCAACUCUACUAAUAUGUAACUACAAGUCAAAUCUCAAUGUAACUACUUCUUCGUGGUCGUCCAAAGAACGAGGUAGAGGACUGAGGACAUCCCCUCGUCUAGUAGACUCAAUGCCUAGUAGACUCGAUGCCUUUCUUCAGUAAACUUUCGAUAACAUCAAAAUCAGUAAAAAUAUCAAGUAGGCAUGCUCUGGAUCCUAUUCGAUAAGACUUGAGAAAUGUCUCCUCCACGAGGAAGCUAAAAAUACUAGUAGUUUAGAACUUGCAUUUCAUCCUCUACCUAGUGGCGAGGACAAGUCAUCAACUUCAAUUCGCUUCUGGUUUCUAGAACUUGUUCAUUACUUAAUUGUCAGAGUAGUUAAGUGAGUUUUUAGUAGAGUCGUGAGUUAUUCCAAGUAGAAUCAAGGGGAGGAUCAAAGUUCGCUUCUACAAGCUCUGUUGAUGAUCUUCCUGAAAGUUGUGAUAAAGUCUGUGAUAAAGUCUGCCUAUUCCACCUAUUCCAAGAAGAAGCCUGGAUAAGUAGUACUCUGUGACAACCCCAUUUCCACCUUGUAAAAUCAAAAGUUUCGGCGAGAUGUGAAUAGUCGUGAUAAUGCUCACCUCCCCGAGGCGAGCAAAUCCAAAUUCCCAUCCAUCCCGCCCUCAUAUUAUAGACGUUUUGCAGCGCGAUCGAUCCCGUGUACUAGAAGUGUGCCAGAUGAUGAU
Messenger RNA from Amoebophrya sp. A25, 13675 nucleotides. Lineage: Eukaryota; Dinophyceae; Syndiniales; Amoebophryaceae. The record is from the annotation of a GenBank genome assembly.